Molecule: messenger RNA, 1053 nt
Organism: Malaclemys terrapin pileata
Lineage: Eukaryota; Metazoa; Chordata; Testudines; Emydidae
Gene: EME2
Product: essential meiotic structure-specific endonuclease subunit 2
Biological process (GO): mitotic intra-S DNA damage checkpoint signaling; replication fork processing; double-strand break repair
Cellular component (GO): nucleus; Holliday junction resolvase complex
Molecular function (GO): nuclease activity; DNA binding
Source: RefSeq, a predicted model, not a curated record
AUGCCGGAGCCCUCUGCCUUCUUCCCCCUCCCCCUGGCCCGAAGGGGCGUGCUGCCGGCUGCUUCAGAGAGCAGCAUGGCGCUUGCAGCAUCAGGAGGCAAUCCCCCAGGUCUACUAGAAGAUCCCGGAUCAGAUGCUUUGAUGGAAGCUUUUGGUUCCUUGGAAUGUAAAUACUACAUUGAGUCCCAGGAAGUGCCCUGCAGCAUAACUUGGAGGAGAAACACUCCUAACAGUUUCUCCAGUACCGAUGGUCCCCUGGUGAAGGCUGACGAGGAAAAUGAGUUGUUGGUGCUGGUAGAUUCGAAGGACUUUCUCAAGCGUCUCUUUUCUAUAACUCAGAGUUUAAGAGAAGCCCCAUCAGGGAGCAGGCCUGAUCAGCCUUUGGACCGUCUGAAAGGCCCCUUCCUAAAAUCCUACAGCCUGGCUGUCAAUGGACUUGGCACCUACAGGUGGUAUGAUCUGCAUCAGGACAAGCAGUGGUCACUGAGACCUGGAGAGCAGAGCAGACAGGAGGAUCCCAGAUUCCACCCAGAGCUGUCUACGACGCAGCAGGAGAUAGAGAAGGGGCUGGUGGUGCUACUGCUCUGGGGUAACACUGAGGUCUGGUUCCUGGACACAUGGCAUGAGUUGAGCCAGCAUGUUUCUGCACUGACCAAGACAAUAGCAAAACGCCCAUACAAGAAACAGCUGGAGACCCAACUAUUCUCCUUCUGCACUGAUGGGGGCUGGUCCAGUGGCAUACGUGUGGAGAAGGACGGGAUGGGACUGCAACAGGUGUGGAAGAGACAAAUCCAGCAGUUUAACAAAGUUAGCCCUGUUGCGGGCUAGACAAAUCCAGCAGCCAUAGCAGCAGCAUACCCUUCCCCAAGCCUACUACUUCAGGCCUAUCAAGAGUGCAGCACAGAGAAGGACAGACUCCUCCUGCUGCGUGACAUUUGGGUAAAAGCAGAGGAUAGCAGGAGAGAACGACAGCUUGGGCCAGACUUAUCCUACCAAGUCUCUCUCUUAUUGACAUCCACUAAUCAAGACCUUGUUUUGGACUUAAGUGCUUAG